Trichoplax adhaerens is the source of this 2037-nucleotide messenger RNA. RefSeq lists its product as uncharacterized. The record is from RefSeq and is a predicted model, not a curated record. Gene Ontology annotation, cellular component: Golgi apparatus; membrane. Gene Ontology annotation, biological process: zinc ion transport; transmembrane transport; intracellular zinc ion homeostasis. The annotation marks the transcript as partial. NCBI's taxonomy places the organism in Eukaryota, Metazoa, Placozoa, Uniplacotomia, Trichoplacea, Trichoplacidae. Gene Ontology annotation, molecular function: zinc ion transmembrane transporter activity. The transcript has 16 exons.
AGGCACUCGCCAUUUACGAUGGCUUUAUUACUUAGUAGAUUCUUCCAUGCAAUUGGAAUUUAUUUAUCUUAUGAAGUAUUAAAGAUAGCUCCUUUAUUACAAUUUUUAUUCGUAGUCAAAUUAUGCUGUGCUUUGCUAUAUGUCAUUCUGCAAAAACCGAUAUCCAGUGGGAGACCCAUAGAAAAAAUUGAGUGGUAUAAAAUUACUCUACACGCCGUCAUUCUGGUACUUUUACAAUGGCUAUAUCUUAUAGGAAUGAGAUUAUGUGGCCCUUUAAGGACAAUUUUAGUUUUUGAAAAUAGCGAUGUAGUAGUACUGACAGUUUUAUCUGCAGUAUAUAGCUUUAAUUUAAGGUCUAAGAAAUUAGGAGUCUACCUGUUCGUACUGGCUUUAUUUUCUCUCCUAUUCUUUGAUAAUGACGACGCUAUCAACAGUAAUAUUGAAAAUUCUGACGAACAACAUAACACGAUCUUGCGAUAUAUAGUACAGAGUUUAAGUUGGAUUGGAUUAUCAGACCAUAAGGGUGGUAUUGUGUUAUUAUUCAUAGUUUUAUGCAUGAGUAUUGCACACGAUAGCGUCUUAAGAAAAUCUGCUGUCGAAAUUGGAGGAGCUAAACGUAUGAAUGCGUUAGUUACGGCAAUGGAGGCUGCAAUAAUAUCACCUCUUGUAUUGAUCCAGUACCUCCUAAAUACUGUAAUCAGUUGGUUCACUGCCAAUUUUACCUAUUUAUUUGUUAUAGUUUUGACCACAUACGUUGGUAGCUACUAUAUAAAAGCUAUCGUCACGGCGCGUAGUAGCGCUCAAUUUGUGGCCUUUAUUUCGCCUUUGGCUUCUUUUAUUAGUGCACUAAUAGUUGCUUACAUAUGGGCGCUUCCUGGCUUAGCUUUUUUACCAGUACGUUCUGCGACCGCUUCCUCCAAAGAUCAUGCUUUUUCAGCAGGAGUUAUUCUUAGUGUUGUUUGCUUCAGUUUAGGUAUGAUUAUCUUAUCAGAAGCACUGCAACAAAGAAAUGUUAAGGGACAACUGAUUGGAUUUUCGGAAGGCGGUUUACCACUUUACAAUGCAGGAAUGGCAAAUAAUUCUAGUAAAAGGUCAUUUACUAGCGUAAUGAGAAAUAGCAUCUAUCAAAUCCUUGGUCAAAGUCAUACCAGAAGAAUUUUUUUCUACCUGUGUUUAAAUUUGGCCUUUACCGCGGUAGAACUGCUGUAUGGUGUUCUUACGAAUAGUCUUGGCCUUAUAUCUGAUGGCUUUCAUAUGCUUUUUGAUUCCACUGCUUUGGUAAUUGGCUUAUAUGCAGCUCUUGUUGCAAAAUGGAAAUCUACCAAGAGCUUUUCGUUUGGCUUUGGUCGCGUAGAAGUCUUGUCUGGUUUCCUUAACGGUAUAUUUUUAGUGGUGAUUGCUAUCUUUAUUUUCAUGGAAGCGAUUCAUAGAUUGAUAGAUCCACCAGAAGUUCGUUCGGAACGAUUAGUGUUGGUAUCGUUUCUUGGUCUAUUAGUGAAUAUGGUUGGCAUUUUUAGCUUGCGACAUUCUCAUUUUGAGGCUCAUGGUCAUUCUCAUGAUUCUAAUAUGCAUGGUGUCUUUUUACACGUUCUAGCAGAUACAUUAGGAAGUGUUGGUGUUAUCGUUUCGUCACUUCUUAUCCAAACUUUUGGAUGGUUGAUAGCUGAUCCAAUAUGCUCUCUUUUAAUAUCUAUUUUAAUAUUCAUGAGUGUCUUACCAUUGUUGAGACAAUCAAUUAGUGUUUUACUGUUAAGAGUUCCAUUUGGUCAUGAACAGAAAUUAUCAAAUCUGUUAAAACAGGUUUUAUCUGUUAAUGGAGUAAUAUCCUAUCAGAACCCACAAUUCUGGCGUCACUCUUCCGAUACUAUUGCUGGUACAUUGCAUGUACGAGCAAAGAUGUCCGCUAACGAGCAAAGUAUCAUUACGCGGAUUCAUGCCAUUUUUAAGGAUUUAGGAAUUAAAUAUUUUACAGUUCAGGUAGAGAAAGACACCUACUAUAAACAAAUCUCGAGCCCAUAUAAUGGAAGUACUGGGUGA